GCCUACGUUGUAGCUGACUGAUUGACUGACUGACGCGUAGAAACUAAUUUGAUUAAAACAACACUAUUGAAUGUUCAAUGUCAUUUAAUCUUCAUCAAACACAUUAUACAUCUAUAAAAACAACCUUUAGAAAUUCUGCAAAACUUUUAUUACCAUCUAAGGCAUUAUCUAACAAACAUUAUAAGAGUAAAUUAAUUGUGGCAGAUACUACUGGUGAUAUACAUUCAUUUCAAUAUAUUAAUGGAUUAAAGCAUACAAAAUUUUCUGUGGGAUCACCAAUUACAUGUAUUUGUAUUGGAACAUAUCAAAAUAAUGAGAAACAACGUAUUAUUAGUGUUUGUCAUAAUUUUAAUAUAUCUGGAUUUACAUUAAAAGGAAAACAAAUUUUUGAAUAUCCUUCAACUAUUCAAGGUCAUGUGAAUUCAAUGUUUAUACAAUCUACAAAUAUUUAUUAUACUGUAGGAUGUAUGUAUCAACAAUUAAGAAAUUUUAAAGAUACUGAAUUUCUUCUAUUACCUGAUAUUAUUACAAGUAUAUAUGUGAUUAAUAAUGAUGCUACAUGUUCAAUACCACUUGUUGUUCUUGCUUGUAAAGAUAAAUUAAUACGUAUUUUGAAAAAUGGUGUACUGUUAUGCGAAUUGGAAAUUUCUAGUUCACCAGUCACCAUAAAUAGAGCGCAUAAAAGUUAUCCAUCAAAUUAUUUAAUGUAUGGAACAUCAGAAGGUUAUUUUGGUCUUUUUCAAGUGAUAAGUGAAAAUGUCACAAGAAUAUGGGAAGCCUCAUCAAAAUUUGGUACCAGUGAAAUUCUAUCACUGGAACAUUAUGAUAUGUUGAAUUAUGACAAUAACAAAAACAAUAGCAAUGAUGAUGAUAGUGAAAAUACUGAAGAGAUAUUAAUUGUUGCUUUUACAAGUGGAAGAAUCGAACUGUAUAAAUAUGAUCAACAUAAAUAUCCAUUACUGAUGUAUGAAACGAAAGUGAAUUAUCACUUAACAUCCGUGAUGGCUGGUCGAUUUUCUAAUGUAAAUUAUCCGGAACUUUUAUGCAUUACAUAUACUGGUUUGGUUUUUGGUUUAACUACACAACCAAUCAGAAAAGAAACAUUCUUCGAUCAACCUGACGUAAUGGAACUUCAGUUUAUGUCAAAAGUGGAUAAAUUAAAUGAAGAAAUUUCAAAUUUAGAAAAUCAAUUACAACUAAUGAAAUUGAAUCAAAAACAAAUUGAAAAAGAACAAAUUAUUUUAAUACCAUUAGAAUUAGAUUAUAAAUUUUAUUUAAAUAAAGACCUAUCUGUAUAUUGUUUAAAUAUAGAAACCCAAAUACCAAUUGAUCAUAUAUUAAUACAAAGUAAUUGUCCAAUUGAUUUAUUCGAUAUUGAAGAGAAUACAGCUGUAAGUAGUUCAAGUGAAUGUACAAAAGAUGACGGUAAUGCAUUAUUGACAACGUAUCGGUGCCAAGUGAAUACAACACGGUUUGACAUUCAAUUUCGUACGGUUGAAGGUCAUUACGGUCAUGUAUCUGUGUAUGUAGUACCAAAAAUAAAUUUAUCAAAUAUGGUUACAUGUAAAUGUAUUAAGCUAUUAAUACAUCCAUUAUCAUUACAUUGUUUAACUCAUCAUAUAGAAGAUGAACCGUUAAAAAGAUAUUGGAACCGUUUACAACUAACUGGAAAUUUCUCUUUAACGGAAAUGCAUAAUUGGUUAUCUAUGUGCUUACCUGAAACCCCUGAAAGGCCUACAUUAAUUAAUUCGGAUACAAAACAAGGUGAUGAAAAUGACAAUCGCGAUUGUGAAGAAUCUGCGCAACUGUUCUAUAAAUCAAUUUAUCUUAAAAGUCAAUUGAAAUGUGUCUAUGCAAAAGGUUAUGCUAAUCUCCAAUCGGACAAUCUCUCUACAAUUGCUAUAUUGAAAGAUGUCUUAACUAAAGAAGCUACUAGAAAGAAAAUUCAAUUAUCAAUUAACUUAGGUACUCUUCAUUAUCUUGUUAUCAAAUUUGGAAGUUGAACCGACUUGUACUCAAGUUAGUCGGUAUAACUAAAAAGUGGUAGUUAUGUCAAAAUAAUUUUUGUAAGAAGUUUAAACUACUUGUCUAAUAUAUAAGUAGUUAAAUUGUAUCAACUGUUUAAUAACAAUGUAGCACAUGUCUCUUACUAGAAACAUUCGUGAACUUUAAUUUCUUGUCAUUUCAAUCGCUUCAUAUAGUUCCUUUUCAUGGAAAACGAAGAUUUUUAUAUCAUUGGUGUACAUAAUGUUAUCGCUACUGAUAGAAAGUUUUGAAAAUAUUCAAAUGGAUAGUAUAGAAUAUAUGUUAAGAAUGAUUGAUACCAAACUAGUUUAUCUUAAAGAAUUAGAAAAGAAAGUGAAGUUAAUCAAACCAAUAACAGAGUUAAUCUCAAAUGAAAUUCAAUCUAUCAAUAGAAAUAAUGGUUUAUUUAGACAAAUUACUCCAAAUGAUAAUCCAUUACCACCCGAUUAUUUACCAUUAGAAUAUGUACAAAUAUGGAGAGAUUCAAAUAAAUUAAAACAAGAAUUCAAAUAUCAAUCAUGUCAAUUAAAUAGAUAUUAUGAGUGUAUUGUCAGUCUCUACAUUGAUAAACAUCGUUUUCAAGGGAAAGAUGUAAGCUAUAGAAAGAAUGAUUUAUUUAAACUAUUGGAAAAUUAUAAUCUGGAUAAACUAAUUGAAUAUUUUAACCAAGAACUAUCUGUAUAAAAUCUGUCUUUUUUCGCUUGUUUGUUAUUUUUUGAGCGAUAUCUUUAUAUUUAUAUGCUUGUAAUGAUUGAAUUUUAUGGUAAAUACAUUAACU
This is a messenger RNA of Schistosoma mattheei, 2803 nucleotides long. The record is from the annotation of a GenBank genome assembly. NCBI's taxonomy places the organism in Eukaryota, Metazoa, Platyhelminthes, Trematoda, Strigeidida, Schistosomatidae.